Molecule: messenger RNA, 1685 nt
Organism: Callithrix jacchus (white-tufted-ear marmoset)
Lineage: Eukaryota; Metazoa; Chordata; Mammalia; Primates; Cebidae
Source: RefSeq, a predicted model, not a curated record
AUGAAGCGGCCCGGCCCCGAGGCAGAAGACCCAGCCCCGCCGGACUCGGGCGCUCCGGGAAGCCCGGGCCCAGGGUCUCCCGGCCCCGCAGAGCCCGAAGCACCAGUCGCCCCCAUCCCCGCGCGUCAGGGCCCCGAGAGCUCGGGCGGGGGGGGGGGUAGGCUGGGGAUAGGGGGAGGCGUCCAGACCGGCCGCCCCCACCCCUCCCGCGGGUCCCCAGACCCCUCCCCUAGCCCAGACCCCCAAUCCUGGACCCGUGGGCCGCCCCGCCCCGGCAGCCCCGCCCCCGCCCCGGGCUGCGUCCAGGCCCCAGUUCCCAGCCGGGGGCUGCGGGCUCCCGUCGCCCGCCCCGCGCUCCCCCUUCGCGCCCGCCUGCGGCCACCGGCUCCGGCAGCGGCGCACAGCGACUCGGCGCGGCGCGGCGAGCACGACGUUCCACGGGACCGGCGGAGCCGCGUCGCGAUCGCCGCCGGCCUCCGGCACCCGCACCCUCUCCGCCCGCGCCCCGCUCCGCGCGUCCCCCCGCGGGACGGCGUGAUCCUGCCGGGCUCUCGGUGCCUCGGGGCCGCGCGCCAUGGGCAGCCCCCGCUCCGCGCUGAGCUGCCUGAAGGCCCCGGCAGGGGCCCUGCGCUGGGCAGGGAGCUCGCUUCCCUGUUCCAGGCUGGCCGGGAGCCCCAGGGUGUCUCCCAACAGGUAACUGUUCAGUCCUCACCUAAUUUUACACAGCAUGUGAGGGAGCAGAGCCUGGUGACGGAUCAGCUCAGCCGCCGCCUCAUCCGGACCUACCAGCUCUACAGCCGCACCAGCGGGAAGCACGUGCAGGUCCUGGCCAACAAGCGCAUCAACGCCAUGGCAGAGGACGGCGACCCCUUCGCAAAGCUCAUCGUGGAGACGGACACCUUUGGAAGCAGAGUUCGAGUCCGAGGAGCCGAGACAGGCCUCUACAUCUGCAUGAACAAGAAGGGGAAGCUGAUUGCCAAGAGCAACGGCAAAGGCAAGGACUGCGUCUUCACGGAGAUCGUGCUGGAGAACAACUACACCGCCCUGCAGAAUGCCAAGUACGAGGGCUGGUACAUGGCCUUCACCCGCAAGGGCCGGCCCCGCAAGGGCUCCAAGACGCGGCAGCACCAGCGCGAGGUCCACUUCAUGAAGCGGCUGCCCCGAGGCCACCACACCACUGAGCAGAGCCUGCGCUUCGAGUUCCUCAACUACCCGCCCUUCACGCGCAGCCUGCGUGGCAGCCAGAGGACUUGGGCCCCCGAGCCCCGAUAGGUGCUGCUCGGCCCUCCCCCAGCGCCAGACCACAGAGAGGCGCACCCUGAUGGGCACCCAAAACUCAAGCCAGAGGAGCCCUGUGCUGCUGCAGGCCGGGGUGGGGCUGGGGGAGCCCUGGGUUCCGGUUGUGGAUAUUGUUUGCUGUUGGGUUUUUGCUGUUUUUUUUUUUUUUUUUUUUUAAACAAAAGAGAGGCUCUAUUUUUGUAUUCCACUUGGCUGUGGUGUCUGUCUUCUUAACUCUCAGAAAGCCCCAUCAGUGGCUUAGACUGGGAUUCCGACUGGAGGUUUGGGGGGUACAGGGGGCUUUCUCUAGCCUGUGCUGCUGAGGCCCCAGCACCUGCAGGGCCAGCUGGCUGGGCAGCCAAGAACUCCACUGCACCCCCAGGUGGGGUAGGAAGGAAAGUACUGUG